Myxocyprinus asiaticus (Chinese sucker) is the source of this 4386-nucleotide messenger RNA. Its product is annotated as immunoglobulin superfamily containing leucine-rich repeat protein 2-like. Bases 265 to 2403 code for a protein of 712 amino acids. The record is from RefSeq and is a predicted model, not a curated record. Lineage: Eukaryota; Metazoa; Chordata; Actinopteri; Cypriniformes; Catostomidae. The transcript has 2 exons. Gene Ontology annotation, molecular function: protein binding.
GGAGCGCGCAAUGAAUUCUCUUCUAACUCAAACGCGAGGAGAAAACAGCGUCUGGACUGCUCAGCAUCGCGCGGACUCUAAAAUGUAUCAUCUGCCGUCUGGUAACAAAAACAGCAGUGUUUUCCAGCGGGAUGUAAAAGGCUACAUCAUGUUUUGGGAUAAUUUAGCAUCUGAGCACUAAAUAUUCUCAUUAAAUAUCAUUCAAAGUGCCGUGUUGACUGAAAUCCGCGCGAGCCUUGGGAAUAUUGCUUACAGGUGCUGACAAUGGCAACCAAAUACCUGAUGCUUCUUGCCUUGGGGACUGCAGUGAUUGGCAGUGCGCACUGUUGCCCUGAGCAGUGUACUUGCUCUGAUAAAUUUAACCAUCAGUUUGCAGACUGUGCCUACAAAAGCCUUCUGGAAGUACCUGUGGGCUUGCCAUCUAACGUGACCACCCUGAGUCUUUCAGCAAAUAAAAUUAAAGUGCUAAAAUGGAAAACCUUUAUAAAUGUGACCCAGGUGACCUCUCUUUGGUUGGCCCACAAUGAAAUUGUGACCGUCGAGAGGGGCACUUUAGUCCCAAUGAUUCAGCUGAGGAAUUUGGAUAUUAGCCACAACCAAAUUGUUCAUUUUCCAUGGGAGGACUUGGCCAAUCUCACUGCCCUGCAGUUGUUGAAGAUGAACAACAAUGAGAUGAUCAGUAUACCCAAGAAUGCUUUCACCAACCUUAAAGACCUGCGAUCGGUCCGUAUUAACAAUAACAAGUUCACCACUAUUGUGCAGGGAACAUUUGAUGCUCUGACUGCCAUGUCUCACCUCCAAAUCUUCCACAACCCCUUCACCUGCUCUUGCAACCUUGAGUGGCUUAGGGACUGGAUCGGCAAAUCCUCAAUCUCCAUUCCUGACCAAAACAACAUUAUUUGUGAAGCUCCGGCCCACCUCAGAGGCACUAAGGUCACUAGCAUGCCCAAACUUGAUUGCACAGCCCCAUCUGUGUCCAUCAUAUACCAGCCGAAUAUUGAAAACACAGAACUCUAUGAGGGAUACAUGGUCAUCCUGAACUGUGAAACAAAAGGAAAUCCAAAACCUGAGGUCACAUGGGAGAUAUUUGCAGGAAACCAACUAAUUACGUUCCCUUUGCCCGCCAUAGUUGAAAGAAGUGAGAUCCCCAUUAAUGGGCCACCAACGAACACCAGGUACCUAGUGUUUCAAAAUGGCACCUUGAUCAUUCCUCGCAUGACCAAAAAGGAAGAUGGAAACUACACUUGCUCGGCUGCCAAUGAGGUGGGCAAAGCAUAUCGCUCUGUGAAACUUGUUGUCGCAGGUACCAAAAAGCAUGCCAUCAAUUCAAUGCUUGACACAAAAGCAGCCAGCCAUUUACCUGGAGACAAGCUUGGUUCUAAGAGCUCCAAAAACAGUGUGAUCAAUGUGUGGCCCAAAUCUGAGGAGAAAACAAAGAGUGUUCCAACUGGAACAUCCCUCAUUACAGUGGAUAAAGAACAAGUGGACGAAGGGACAGAUACGCUGCCAUUCAUUGGCAAAUGCGGCAUAAAUGAUGGUACCCAGUACAUCUCCAAUCAUGCUUUUAACCUUAGCUUGGACGAACUUAAACAGUACACAUUUGAUUUUGGGGUUAUUGCACUGGAGGUUUCAGAGACUGAAGCCAAAGUUCAGCUGAACCCUUUCCAGAUGGCUAACGCCAAAUCAAACAUUCAUCUCAGUCAACAACAAGACCUGCAAACUGUGAAUAAGGAGCCUUUUAGUCUAUUCCAGACAUCCAACAAAAAAUCCCCCCUGGACAUGUUGUACCUUUGCGUCAGUACUGGUAAUGGACAUUCAGUGGUGCAGUGGUCCAAGAUAGAGGAGGGCGUCAAUGCCUAUCGCUUCCAGGGCCUCAAGCCAGGUACUAAUUACACCCUAUGCCUCACCUAUGGAGGCCAGGACUGCCAAGUCCAAGUGGUCUUCACAACUAGAAAGAAAAUCCCAUCUUUGCUAAUCAUAGUGGUUGUUAGCAUCUUCUUGCUAGCUUUGGCAACUGUGCCCCUGCUGGGUGCCACCUGCUGUCACUUGCUCUACAAGUAUCAAGGCAAGACCUACAAGUUGAUUAUGAAGACACAGAACCCGGAUCAGAUGGAAAAGCAAAUAGCAGUGGAUUUCGAUCCCAGGGCGUCUUUUGUCGGGUCAGACAAAAACUUUAACCUGAGCGAGUUGGGGGAGGGAGAAGGCGAGGUUGAGGGUGAGGAGGGAGAUGGGGAAGGUGAGGAAGUUGAGGGUAGUGUGGUGACUGAGUCCAUUCCCGAGUCACAAUCCAAAACGCAGGAAGAGUUCGAGGUGGGAUCCGAGUACAGCGAUAGGUUACCGCUUGGAGCAGAAGCGGUAAACAUAUCUCCGGAGAUCAAUGGUAAUUACAAAGAGCCCCGUUGAGAUGUUUAGUAACGGCGUGUGUAAAAAUUUACUCUAAAACACAUUACAAACCAGGUGGCUACUGGUCAUCUCACGUUAUAUAAACGUGUGCUGACAAAGGUGCAUUUGUUGCUCAUUUUUACCUCAGUAAGUUAGCAGUAAGCGUAUACGAUAAGUGUUCAUUUACAAAAAACAUCUCCGAUAUGUCAGUUUUAGAUCUUCUCAUCUGGAAAGCAUCACAAUCUAAUUAACAUCUGCUAAACAUCUUAAAAAGAUCAGAUUUACAAACAUUCUAAAUCAUAAACGUCUCAAAGACAUCUGAUGAAUGUCUUACUGACAUCCGAGACACACUUAUUGACAUACGUCUUAUAGACAUAUUGCAGAUGAGCAAACAACGUAAAAAAAAAAAAAUAAUAAUUUUCCAGAUGUAAACACACACACACACACACAUACACACACACACCAAAUAGAGGUUUGGGUGAUGUACGGGUGUUUUCAGGGAACAUACAGUUCAUUUUUAUCAAGUCAAGUUUUAUCACUGAUACCACCCAUACACUGUCUAUUUGAUGUGUGUGUUUACAUCUGGAAGACGUAUUUUUACGUCGUUUGCUCAUCUGCAAUAAGACGUAUGUCAUUAAGUGUGUCUCGGAUGUCAAUAAGACAUUUAUCAGAUGUCUUUGAGACGUUUAUGAUUUAGAAUGUUUGUAAAUCUGAUCUUUUUAAGAUGUUUAGCAGAUGUUAAUUAGAUUGACAUCACGGAGAUGUACUUGUGCUGUCUGGGAUCACUCUCGUAUCGUAAGCGUUCAUAGUCUCAAAGUAACAUAUAUUUGAAAUCAUACAGGGCUUUCGUAAGGGGCCGUUCAUCCCGAACGCAUUAUUGCGUUCAGCUGUUUUUCAACUGCUUUUCUAUGUAACCAUGCGCUAGACUUUUUUGACCGCUUUUGUUUUUUUUUUUUUUUACUUUUGACCGUUGCGCCGUGUCUCGCUGUUUUUUUUUUUUUUUUUUUUUUUUAACGUCUCGCGCAGGAACGCCGCGUCAUUAAAAAAACUUCAUCCGUCAAAACGGCAUCACGAGACACCUGCGUUCUGCUCUAUUCAUGGCGCUGCGUCUAGCUUAUUAUAUAAGCGGCUGUUCACAACAAACUGGGUUUUGUUACCGUGCGCGCUGUUUUUCAUUGUUUUUAUACGUAAACCAGAGCUGGACGGACAUCUUUAACCAUUGCGCGGCGUCUUAUUAUUAUUAUUUUUCUGCGUCUAUUGCAGGAGCGCCGCUUUUAAACACUGUCAAGUUCAAAAUAACUUAAACUGUUAAAACGCGUAUCGAGAAUCCUGCGUCCUGUUCUUUUUUUGCACUGCGUCUAGCUUCUUCUUUUUUUCCUUUUUUUGCGCAAAGACCUGUUCGGUGUGAACAGCCCCUUAUACUUUAUAGUGGAUAUGGAGCGUCCGUUUAAGCGGGAUUCAAUGCGUUGCGUUAAUUUCUGAGGGAAAUAUCACCUUGUUCUUCUUACAGCAUUUGUGUGUCUGGAAAAUAAACCAGGUCACCUUAAAAAAAAAAAAAAAAAAAAAAAAAAAAGGAUAAGUGUAAUGUGGAGAUCCCCAAAAAUGUGUGAUUUUUAAUCUCUUUGCGAACGGGUGCUUAAAAAAAAUCUCACGCCUUUACGAAUUGACUGAACGUGUCCUUUCUUCUCUUUGAGAUAGCCUACUUGUUCGUGGCAUGUCACACAAAAGUAUUUUCAAGUGUGUUUUAUUAGGGAAUAGACUGUAUAUAUUUAAUGUUUGUGAUGUAAGCCAAGUAACUAAUCUGAAAAGAUGUUCUUUUUUUAUAUAAAUAUAAACGGUCAGUUUCCACCAUCAGUCAAUACGACAUCGAGUGCCCAGUACAUUGACGCAUGGUGACUUGUUUUGUGUCCAACUGUCCAAUGAUGUUGUAAAAAUACUUAAACCUCUGAAAGAUUUUGAUAUGAUUUUAUGUACGUGACCUUAAUAAAACACUGAACGAACGAA